AUUGUUUUUAUUUUUAUUUUUUGUGUGGACGCAGUCGUCGCUUGCUCAUCUCUGCUCCAUUUCCUCUCCUCUCCUCUGCUCUGCUCUGCUGCCGCCGAUCUAAGCCCCCCGCAAGAAAGACUCGCCCUUUUCAUUCUCUAAUAAUUGUAUAUUUGAGUUUCUCCCGUUUUUUAUUUUUUAUUUUUAUUUUCAUUUUUAUAUUUUUUAGUGGACAUGAUCCAUCUCAUUGUAUAAAUUUUCCUGACUACAGGAUGUUGUAAUUUAGAUUUUGAUUAAGAUUUAUACAUGUAUGUUGUGAGGGAUGUUUAGGGAUUGUGCUGCAGAGUUGACUCGGACAGACAAUUAUUUAGGCUUGUAGAACGGGGCUCCGGAGGCGGGAAUGGGAACCGUGGCCAUGUGUAAUGAAGAAAAGCUUCAGAAUAAGCUGGAGCUCAAUUAUGGUGAUGGCUGCGGGAAUUACUUGCACAAGUUCAGGCUCUAUGAGACUCAUUCGAACUUUUAUAUGAUUGGGCGGGACAAAAACCGAACAAAUUGGAGAGUCUUGAAGAUUCACAGGUUAUAUGUGUCGGAACUAAGCAUCACCGAAGACUCCACAUUAUAUUCCGAAGGUGAAUGCUGCGACCUCCUAAAAAGGAUUCAUGAAGGGAACAAAUCUACUGGUGGUCUGAAAUUUGUUACCACUUGCUAUGGAAUUGUUGGAUUCAUACAAUUUUUGGGGCCUUAUUACAUGCUGCUUAUAACUAAAAGAAAAAAGAUUGGCACAAUUUGUGGUCAUGCAGUAUAUUGCAUUGACAAGAGCGAGAUGAUUCAGAUACCCAAUUCCACUCUGCUCUCACAUAUGGCUAAUUCUAAAAUUGAAAACAGAUACAAGAAGCUUGUACGUGCGGUGGAUCUUACAAAGGACUUCUUUUUUAGCUACUCCUACCAUGUUAUGCUUAGUCUUCAAAAAAAUCUUAGCAGUCAUGAAACAGGGUUAUCCCUCUAUGAGACAAUGUUUGUCUGGAACGAGUUCUUAACCAGUGGGAUUCGGAAGAAGCUAAAGAAUUCAAUCUGGACUGUGGCAUUGGUUCAUGGAUUUUUUAAACAGAUUAAACUUUCUGUAUCCGGUCGUGACUUCAAUUUAAUCCUUAUUGCUAGGCGUUCACGUCAUUAUGCUGGAACCAGGUAUUUAAAACGUGGGGUGAAUGAGAAGGGGCGUGUGGCUAAUGAUGUAGAGACUGAACAAAUUGUCCUCGAGGAUGUGGAGGAAGGAUGCCCCAUACAAAUAUCAUCUGUUGUGCAGAAUCGGGGAUCAAUACCCCUCUUUUGGUCUCAGGAGACUUCUCGCUUGAAUAUUAAGCCUAAUAUCACAUUAUCAAAGAGAGAUGACAAGUAUGAAGCCACCAAACUUCACUUUGAGAAUCUUGUCAAGAGAUAUGGGAAUCCUAUCAUCAUAUUGAAUUUGAUCAAGACUCGGGAGAAGAAACCAAGAGAAUCUGUCCUCCGGGCAGAAUUUGCUAAGGCUAUUGAAGUUAUAAACAAGGACCUUCCACCUGAAAAUAGACUGAAGUUCCUUCACUGGGAUUUGAGUAAAUACUCCAGAAAUAAAGCAGCUAGUGUCUUGCUAUACCUGGUCAAAGUAGCAGAUAAUGCAUUGGAUUUAACUGGUUUCUUUUACUGUCAAGUGCUACCAGCUUCAAGACAGCUUCAAUGUAGUAACAACUGCAACGGCUAUGGUACCGAUGAGGAUUUUGGAGCUGGGAUUAAUGAUCCUCAUAACUUGGAUGCCAAAACUCCUAGGGUUCUUGAUGGUGAUGCAAAUCAAAAUCAAUUUAUCAAGCCUCCACAGUUUCAGAAAGGCGUUUUAAGAACAAAUUGCAUAGACUGUUUAGAUCGCACAAAUGUUGCACAAUAUGUGUAUGGGCUGGUUGCCCUUGGUUACCAAUUACAUGCUUUAGGAUAUAUUGAUUAUCCUAGCAUUAAUUUAGACUCCCAUUUAGCUGACGAAUUAAUGACAAUUUAUGAAGCCAUGGGGGACACACUUGCCCUACAAUACGGAGGAUCUGCAGCCCACAAUAAGAUAUUUUCAGAGAGAAGAGGCCAGUGGAAAGCUGCAACACAGUCACAGGAAUUCUUGAGAACACUUCGACGUUACUAUAGUAAUGCUUACAUGGAUGCCGAGAAGCAAGAUGCCAUAAAUGUGUUCUUGGGGCAUUUCCAACCACAGCUGGGUAAACCUGACCUCUGGGAACUGGAUUCUGAUCAGCAUUUCAAUGUGGGAAGCCGUGGAUCUGAUUUUGGGGAAGAACAUGCUAGGUCCAUAAUCAAAAGGUCAUUUUCUGAUGGGAAUAUUCUUGGUGAGAGCAACUCAGCUAUUGACGAUGAGAAGGUUAUGCUAAAGGAAAUUUCUCUUGAACCGUUACCUGUAAAGGCUCAAGACUGUAAUGUCAGUCUUUCUGAAUCCAAUCCAGAUAUUUCAACCCGUGUAAGGGAUAUAUCUUAUGUGAGAUACACCCCAGGUAUGUCACGCAGACAGCUUUUUCCCGACAUGCAACCGGAGCUGAAUGUUGACAACGACAGCAUAUGUUUUGUGGAACGUGGAGGUUCAUUCAACUGCUCAAACUUUCUUGACAUUGAUAGGAUUUCUUCAUCAGGAAAUUCAUGUGAAGAUGAAACAUACGAAAGAUCAACUCUUAUUGGAUCUUCCUCUAUUGGGUUGUCUUCUGGUGAAAUCAGAGUGGAUAGAAUCCCGUCCUGUCCGUCGGGUUCAAGUUUGAAGGGAAAGGAGGUGGCUGCUGGUGAUGUUAACCACGGUGGUGACUAUUCCCAGCCGUUUUUGCAAUGGAUUGCUAGUGAUAAUCUGCUCUUUCAUUUUUGAUACAGAUACAUAUAUACAUACAUGCAUAUUUGGUACUCUCAAAAUUGUACAGGUGCAGUUUCUCCAAAGUUAUGGGUCAAUCAUAUUUAUAAUAAUGUUAUUGUUAUUUUUCCGUUA
Molecule: messenger RNA, 2974 nt
Organism: Andrographis paniculata
Lineage: Eukaryota; Viridiplantae; Streptophyta; Magnoliopsida; Lamiales; Acanthaceae
Product: phosphoinositide phosphatase SAC2-like
Exons: 16
Coding region: 380-2857 (825 amino acids)
Biological process (GO): phosphatidylinositol dephosphorylation
Cellular component (GO): intracellular membrane-bounded organelle
Molecular function (GO): phosphatidylinositol-3,5-bisphosphate 5-phosphatase activity
Source: RefSeq, a predicted model, not a curated record